Molecule: messenger RNA, 2041 nt
Organism: Nerophis ophidion (straightnose pipefish)
Lineage: Eukaryota; Metazoa; Chordata; Actinopteri; Syngnathiformes; Syngnathidae
Product: neurofilament light polypeptide-like
Exons: 4
Coding region: 89-1720 (543 amino acids)
Biological process (GO): neurofilament bundle assembly
Cellular component (GO): cytoplasm; axon; postsynaptic intermediate filament cytoskeleton
Molecular function (GO): structural constituent of postsynaptic intermediate filament cytoskeleton
Source: RefSeq, a predicted model, not a curated record
CAUCCGUCAUGACAUGCACUAUAAAAGCCGAUGUAAUGCAGAACCACUGCGCAGAUGACACAGCUCCAUCUCAAGCUCCGUCUCCACCAUGACUUCCUCCGGCUUUGACCUUUAUUUCCCUUCAGCUUCCAAGAGGAGAGUGUUUGUGCGCAGUGCAGGGUAUGGAUCUAGUGCUGGUACAGAGUCAAGGUCUGCAUAUGCCCCGUCAGCUUAUGCGUCUUACAGAAGUUUUCCUACGAGCAGUCGAGCCGCUUCCGGUUCCUUCCUGCUCUCGACUCCGGCGUCUACGGUCGCGACCGAGCUGCGCCUCGACCAAGCAGCACAAGUCACCUCAGAAUUCAAAAGAUUGAGGACCCAGGAGAAGGCGCAGCUGCAAGACCUCAACGAUCGCUUUGCAAGCUUUAUUGACAGAGUGCAUGAGCUGGAGCAGCAGAACAAAUUGCUGGAGACCGAACGCCUGCUGCUCCGGCAGCGUCAAACGGAGCCGUCGAACCUGCGGGCCCUUUAUGAGCGUGAGAUCCGCCAGCUGAAUGCUGCAGUGGACGAGGCCAACCAUGAGAGACAAGCAGCACAACACCACAGGGAGGAGAUGGAGGGUUUGCUCAAGCACCUGCAAAAACGCUAUGAGGAGGAAGUGCUUGGUAGGGAGCAGGCAGAAGGCAGGGUGAUGGACGCCAGGAAGGAGGCCGACGAAGCAGCCAUGGACCAAAGCGAACUCGAGAAAAGAGUCGAGAUCCUGCUGGACGAGUUAGCCUUCCUGAAGAGUCUCUGCGAGAGCGAAAUUGCAGAGCUUCAGACCCAAAUACAGUACAGCACCGAGGUGUCCGUGGAGAUGAACGUGAUCAAACCCGACCUAUCCGUCGCCCUGCGGGACAUCCGAAGCCAGUACGAGACAUUGGCGCAACGUAACCGCCAGUCCGCAGAGGAGUGGUUCUCCAACAAGAUGAACGUGAUGGCGGUGGGCACCGCUCGCAAUACGGAGAGCGCGCGGAACGUGAAGGACGAAGUGGGCGAAUAUCGCAGGCAGCUGAAAAGUAGGACGUUGGAGAUCGACGCGUGCCGAGAGAUCAACCAAGCUCUGGAGAACCAACUGCUGGAAGUGGAGGAGAAACAAAGUGAUGAGAUUUCUGCAUUGCAGGAUACGAUAAAGCGAUUGGAGGACGACUUGAGAGUGAACAAGAAUGACAUGGCGCGAUAUUUGAAGGACUAUCAAGAUCUUUUGAACGUGAAGAUGGCUUUGGAUAUUGAAAUUGCAGCCUACAGAAAGCUGCUGGAAGGAGAAGAGAGCCGCUUAGAUCGCUGUGGCCAGAGGUCUUCUGUGGUCUACUCCCAGACCAUGUUCGCUGGUCCUCCUCCGGGAAGGAACGUGGGCUCCAUGAAGUCUCAACUGUAUUCUGCCUCACCUUGCCUGCUGAGCCCCCGCUUCUUCACAUCAACAAUGCCCACCCUGGAGAAAAUGUCAGCCAGUGAGGCACAGCAAGCGCAGGCCAGCCUUGCUCGGGGAGAAGAGGACAAGACGGACGGGGACGGAGAGGAAGAUGAAGAAGAGAGAAAAGAGGAAACUGAGGGGGAAGAGGACGAGGCAGAAGAGCCACCUACCGAGGAGGACAAAGAAGAAGAGAACAUGACUGAUCAGAAAGAGGAUGAAGAAGACGGCGAGGAAGAAAGUGAAAUGAAAGUGAAAGUAGAUGCUAAUGGCAAAAAUGGCAAAGCUGAGUAGGCUACUGUUUGCAUGCUGCUUGCUAGCACGCCCCACACUAUUAGUGGCAUGUACACCCAUGACCAAAGCAUGUGGCAACAAGCACCAACACUUGUCCGCCAGCACCUUCAUGCUAGAUACAGAAUAACCUCAGCAAAAUAUGCCUGCACAGCCGCUGUUGAAUUGAUGAAGGUGGACCCCGACUUCAACAAGUUGGGGUGUUGCCAUUUAGUGGUCAAUUGUAGGGAAUAUGUACUGUACUGUGCAAUCUACUAAUAAAAUAUGUACUGAACUGUGCAAUCUACUAAUAAACGUUUCAAUCAAUCAAUCCAAAUGCUAGAC